Jaculus jaculus (lesser Egyptian jerboa) is the source of this 3989-nucleotide messenger RNA. It is a transcript of the gene Mybpc3, whose product is annotated as myosin binding protein C3. Gene Ontology annotation, molecular function: protein binding. The record is from RefSeq and is a predicted model, not a curated record. The coding region runs from base 1 to 3822 and encodes 1273 amino acids. The transcript is spliced from 34 exons. Lineage: Eukaryota; Metazoa; Chordata; Mammalia; Rodentia; Dipodidae.
AUGCCUGAGCCGGGGAAGAAGCCAGUGUCAGCCUUUAGCAAGAAGCCACGGUCCGCGGAGGUGGUCGCCGGCAACCCUGCAGUGUUUGAGGCGGAGACAGAGCGGGCAGGCGUGAAGGUGCGCUGGCAGAGGGAAGGCAAGGACAUCGGGGCCAGCGACAAGUAUGGGCUGACAGUUGAGGGCCGGCGGCACACGCUGACAGUGCGGGAUGUGGGCCCAGCCGACCAGGGCUCCUAUGCAGUCAUUGCAGGCUCCUCGAAGGUCAAGUUCGAGCUCAAGGUCACGGAGGCAGCCCCCCCAGAGAAGACUGAACUGGAGCCAGCCCCCACCCCCACCCCUGCUGUGGUCCAGGGACACCCGGCUCCAACCACUGAGCUGGACUCAAGAUCUAGUCCUAAAGGUGAGAGGGGGCUGGUCCCCGAUGGCCCAGCUCCUGAAAGCCAGGGAGCCCCUGAUGACCCCAUUGGUCUCUUCCUGAUGCGGCCGCAGGAUGGCGAGGUGACCGUGGGUGGCAGCAUCACCUUCUCAGCCCGCGUGGCAGGGGCCAGCCUGCUCAAGCCACCCGUGGUCAAGUGGUUCAAGGGCAAGUGGGUGGACCUCAGCAGCAAGGUGGGCCAGCAUCUGCAGCUGCAUGACAGCUACGACAGGUCCAGCAAGGUCUACCUGUUCGAGCUACGUAUCACUGAUGCCCAGACCACCUCUGCCGGGGGCUACCGUUGUGAAGUGUCUACCAGGGACAAAUUUGACAGCUGCAACUUUAACCUCACUGUCCAUGAGGCCGUUGGCCCUGCAGACCUGGACCUCCGAUCAGCUUUCCGACGCACGAGCCUGGCUGGAGCAGAUCGGCGGACCAGUGACAGCCAUGAGGAUGCCGGGAUUCUGGACUUUAGCUCCCUGCUGAAGAAGAGCAGCAGUUUCCGGAGGGACUCGAAGCUGGAGGCGCCGGCAGAAGAGGAUGUGUGGGAGAUCCUGCGGCAGGCGCCCCCCUCAGAGUACGAGCGCAUCGCCUUCCAGCAUGGGGUCACGGACCUGAGGGGCAUGCUGAAGAGGCUCAAGGGCAUGAAACACGAUGAGAAGAAGAGCACAGCCUUUCAGAAAAAGCUGGAGCCAGCUUACCAGGUAAACAAAGGCCAAAAGAUCCGGCUGACCGUGGAGCUGGCUGACCCAGAUGCUGAAGUCAAGUGGCUUAAGAAUGGACAGGAGAUCCAGAUGAGUGGCAGCAAGUACAUCUUUGAGUCCAUUGGAGCCAAGCGCACCUUGACCAUAAGCCAGUGCUCGCUGGCAGAUGACGCAGCCUAUCAGUGCGUGGUGGGUGGUGAGAAGUGCAGCACUGAGCUCUUCGUCAAAGAGCCCCCCGUGCUGAUCACACGGCCCCUGGAGGACCAGCUGGUGAUGGUGGGACAGCGUGUGGAGUUUGAGUGUGAAGUUUCUGAAGAGGGGGCCCAAGUCAAAUGGCUGAAGGAUGGCGUGGAGCUGACCCGGGAGGAGACCUUCAAAUAUCGGUUCAAGAAGGAUGGGCAAAAACACCACCUGAUCAUCAAUGAGGCAUCGCUGGAGGAUGCCGGGCAUUAUGCGCUGCGCACGAGUGGGGGCCAGUCGCUGGCUGAGCUCAUUGUGCAGGAGAAGAAGCUGGAGGUGUACCAAAGCAUUGCAGACCUGGCUGUGGGCGCCAAGGACCAGGCCGUGUUCAAGUGCGAGGUCUCAGAUGAGAACGUGCGGGGAGUGUGGCUCAAGAACGGGAAGGAGCUGGUGCCUGACAGCCGCAUAAAGGUGUCCCACAUUGGGAGGGUCCACAAACUGAUCAUUGACGACGUCACCCCUGAUGAUGAGGCUGACUACAGCUUUGUGCCCGAAGGCUUCGCCUGCAACCUGUCUGCCAAGCUACAUUUCAUGGAGGUCAAGAUUGACUUUGUGCCCAGGCAGGAACCCCCCAAGAUCCACCUGGACUGCCCAGGCCGCACACCAGACACCAUUGUCGUUGUGGCUGGGAACAAGCUUCGCCUGGAUGUCCCUAUCUCUGGGGACCCUGCUCCCACUGUGAUCUGGCAGAAGACCAUCACACAGGGGAAGAAAGCCCCAGGUGGGCCAGCCCCUGGUGCCCCAGACGAUGCAGGUGUCAGUGAUGAAUGGGUGUUUGACAAGAAGCUGCUGUGUGAGACCGAGGGCCGUGUUCGUGUGGAGACCACCAAUGACCGAAGCAUCUUCACAGUUGCGGGGGCAGAGAAAGAAGAUGAGGGCGUUUACAGUGUCACAGUGAAGAACCCCGUGGGCGAGGACCAGGUCAACCUCACAGUCAAGGUCAUCGAUGUGCCAGAUGCCCCUGCGGCCCCCAAGAUCAGCAACGUAGGUGAAGAUUCCUGCACCGUGCAGUGGGAGCCGCCCGCCUAUGACGGAGGGCAACCGGUCCUGGGCUACAUCCUGGAGCGCAAGAAGAAGAAGAGCUACCGCUGGAUGAGGCUCAACUUCGACCUGCUGCGCGGGCUGAGCCACGAGGCGCGGCGCAUGAUCGAGGGCGUGGCCUACGAGAUGCGCGUGUACGCAGUCAACGCCGUGGGCAUGUCCAGGCCCAGCGCCCCCUCGCAGCCCUUCAUGCCCAUCGGACCGCCCAGUGAACCCACCCAUCUGGCUGUGGAAGAUGUGUCUGACACCACUGUGUCGCUCAAGUGGCGACCUCCAGAGCGCGUGGGCGCAGGUGGCCUGGAUGGCUACAGUGUGGAGUACUGCCAGGAGGGCAGCUCCGAGUGGGUGGCUGUCCUCCAGGGACUGACUGAGCGUACCUCACUGUUGGUGAAGGACCUACCCACUGGGGCCCGGCUGCUGUUCCGUGUGCGGGCGUACAAUGUGGCUGGGCCUGGGGCCCCUGUCACCACCAAGGAGCCUGUAACAGUGCAGGAGAUACUGCAACGUCCACGCCUGCAGCUGCCCAGGCAUCUGCGUCAGACCAUUCAGAAGAAAGUUGGGGAGCCUGUGAACCUUCUCAUCCCUUUCCAGGGCAAACCCCGGCCUCAGGUGACCUGGACCAAAGAGGGACAGCCGCUGGCAAGUGAGGAGGUCAACAUCCGCAACAGCACCACAGACACCAUCCUGUUCAUCCGCACUGCCCGCCGCAUCCACUCGGGCACCUACCAGGUGUCAGUGCGCAUUGAGAGCAUGGAGGACAAGGCCACGCUGGUCCUGCAGAUUGUGGACAAGCCAACUCCUCCCCAGGACAUUCGGGUCACGGAGGCCUGGGGUUUCAAUGUGGCUCUAGAGUGGAAACCACCCCAAGAUGAUGGCAACACAGAGAUCUGGGGUUACACUGUCCAGAAAGCUGAUAAGAAGACCAUGGAGUGGUUCACAGUCUUUGAGCAUUACCGCCGCACCCACUGUGUGGUGUCAGAGCUCAUCAUUGGCAACGGUUAUUACUUCCGUGUCUUCAGCCAUAACAUGGUGGGUCCCAGUGACAGAGCGGCCACCACCAAGGAUCCUGUCUUUAUUCCCAGACCAGGUAUCACAUAUGAACCACCCAAGUACAAGGCCCUGGACUUCUCUGAGGCCCCAAGCUUCACCCAGCCCUUGACAAAUCGAUCGGUCAUCGCAGGCUACAAUGCCAUCCUCUGCUGUGCUGUCCGGGGUAGUCCCAAGCCUAAGAUUUCCUGGUUCAAGAAUGGCCUAGAUCUGGGAGAAGAUGCCCGCUUCCGCAUGUCCAGCAAGCAAGGAGUAUUGACCCUGGAGAUCAGAAAGCCCUGCCCCUUUGAUGGGGGUGUCUAUGUCUGCAAGGCCACCAACCUGGAGGGUGAGGCACAGUGUGAGUGCCGCCUGGAGGUGCGAGUGCCUCAGUGACAAAGCUGGCUUCCUAAGGAUGGGAUGGCCAGGUACAACCGGAUGCCAGCCCAUGUGCCCCAGGAACCUGAGGAGCCCUCCUUCCUGCCAUUGGAUGUGUGUGCCUAUGCAGUGUGUUCUGGGCUGGGCUGAGCAUGAUCAGGAGGGCAGCAGUUAUGAUGGGCAGG